Molecule: messenger RNA, 2521 nt
Organism: Uranotaenia lowii
Lineage: Eukaryota; Metazoa; Arthropoda; Insecta; Diptera; Culicidae
Gene: Osi9
Exons: 3
Coding region: 167-880 (237 amino acids)
Source: RefSeq, a predicted model, not a curated record
UUGUCUUCCAGUCACAGUUCACCGGUUGCUUUCCAACAAUUAACAAGGAACGCUCCUCCACCAGCUGAGUGAGUGUGAAGAAGUGGAUAAAAGUUUAUCUUAAAUCCUUUAGUGUAGUGUACACAGGAAAUCCGGAAUCCGGAAGGAAUUUUGGAAAUCAAUAAAAAUGAAGCAAUUUGUCGUGUUAUUUGCCGUGUUGGCAGUUGCAGUCGCAGCCCCAUCUUCGGAAACCGAAGGAAUUCUAACCAGCGCCCUCAAAUUCGUCAAGGACUGCGGUGAGCAGUCUAUGGUGCUUUGCAUCAAGGAACGCGCGCUCCGUUACGUUGAAGGUGCCCAGGGUGAUAUCGACAUUACCGAUGGAAUCAAGCUGGUCGAAACCGAGAAGCCCGCCCCCGGUGGCCGAUCCCUGAAUGAAGUUGACCUGCCAGCCGAUCCAGAGGCCCGCGAAUCCGAAAUCGACGGCCUGUUGGUUGAACGUGCUGCCCGUUUCCUCGGAUCCCACACCCUCCAGUUCAAGAUCCCCAAGGAGUCGAUCGAGGACAUGCAGCGCUCCCUGGAUGAAGCCCGUGGCAAGAAGAAGAAGGUCAAGAAGCUGCUCCUGCCCCUCCUCCUGCUGUUCAAGCUGAAGGCCGCCGCUCUGCUCCCAUUGGCUAUCGGUUUCCUGGCCCUGAUUGCCUUCAAGGCUCUGAUUGUCGGCAAGAUCGCUCUGAUCCUGUCCGCCAUCAUUGGUCUGAAGAAGCUGUUCGACAAGAAGCCAGAGCAGAGCUACGAAGUGGUCGCCCACCCACACUACUCGCACUCCACCUCCUUCGAUGAUCAUCACGGAUAUGGACGCUCCAUCGAUGCCCAGAACUUGGCUUACAACGCCCAUGCUCAGUAAAGCUGAUCGACGUGCUAGAAGCCUUGCCAUAGCCCGUAGUAGACUCGAUAUAAUACUCGGCUGACGUCAGAUGGCUGAGGAUCAUCCGAAAUGCUGCCUAUCAAACCCCCCAAGCAACACAGUCCCGAUCCUGUGCAAUCCUCCGUUCCCAGCCGUUUUAGUCGAUUUUUAAUUACCGGUAGGCAGCGAUCCUCACUGCCGGUCAGCCCUAAACCAAUUCCAAAUCCUUUGGGCGUUCGGAAGCCAUUACAUGAUUUCCCAAAAACAAACAACAACAACCCAAAAGCAAAACACUAAACAAACCAACUCACACACCCUCCCCAUACGCAUCGUUAGAUUAAUUUAACUUAUUUGCGAUGAGUUGCAGAAAACGCGUAUUUAUUAAUUUAUUUUGCUCGAGAAUAUUUAUGUAGAUUAUUUGUUUUAGACGAACGGAAAGUAUUUUUUCUCUUUUUUUCUCGAAAUACGCUAUUCUCGUAACAUCUAACUUCUCUGUCACUUUUCCCACUAGUGUGAACUCCACUCUGUCGCGCUGUGAAACUAUUCUUCUUCUACAAUUUACCAUUGAACCCAAAAAAAACUGCGCCCUACGCAAUCACGAUUGUACUGAACGAAAAAUCAAGAAGCCUAGAAGAAGUACGGACUAACGACAGUCUUGGAGCAAACUGGAUCCCAACAAGAAGAAAAACCUACGAAACAAAAGAAGAGAAGAAGAAUCAAGAAGUUAAAUACGUAAAGUUCAAAAUAGUUGUAUAAUCAAAAACAAAAACCCAAAACCGAGCCCCCAUAGGAUCGAAUCGUACCAAAUGCCAAAUACUUUAAGCGUGAAGCGCGAAUCCACCCCUUCAAAUCUUCCCAUAGAAGAACAUAACCACACAGAUACUCUCUCAUACACGCAAAAGCAAAAGGCAACCUCUCUUGAGACUGUUCGGAAGCUGACUGAUAGGGAGCUCGAAUCCCUUCGUCGUAGGCGACCUAGUUUGCGAUUAGCUCACAAUUUCGUGAAAUUUAAAAGUUUAUAUUAAACUUGUUGUAAUGUGACUUCUCACAUGAACCCAAACACGCAUACUCUUUACUAAAAGACGCGUGCGCGAACCAAAAUUGAUUUCCUACCUUCAUUCUAUUCUAGCGCAAGCUAUCAAUCACUCUUACUUCCAAGCUUCCUCUAAGUCUUAAAGAAAAAUCAAAAAACUUUCUGUACCGGAAGCGGUCUGUCUCAAAGCGCUAGAAAAAAAAACUUUUCAUCUCUCUAAGAAUCUCUUCCUACUACACGCAAAGAUCAUCCUCGCGGUCAACAACCGACCUUCGAGGGUGGCGUCAUGCUCUCUACCUGAUAUCUCACGCUUAUUCUAAAAACUUUCCACGAUCAUAUUUUGGGCCGGCGGCACGCGUUUUCUCUACAAUUGUUUUUCCAAUCUUCGACUUAACAACAAAACCAUUCUUUUUCCGCCCCUUUCGCAAAUCUUCCGAAGGAAGAAAGAAAACUGCUUCUCGAAAACAAAUAUCUAUUCCGGAAAUAGGAAAAAACAAACGACAAUGACUCGUAAGAAUGAUCUGUUCUGUUAUUUAUUGUUUAAAUUAUUGAAAAGAAAAGAAAAAAUCAAACAGUGAAGAAAAAAUAAAGAUGAAAAAUGAUAUUAA